Messenger RNA from Propithecus coquereli (Coquerel's sifaka), 739 nucleotides. RefSeq names its product chromosome unknown open reading frame, human C18orf21 (gene RMP24). The coding region runs from base 1 to 690 and encodes 229 amino acids. The record is from RefSeq and is a predicted model, not a curated record. The transcript has 5 exons. NCBI's taxonomy places the organism in Eukaryota, Metazoa, Chordata, Mammalia, Primates, Indriidae.
AUGCGGCCCUGCCUUGGAGUCAUCUGCCAAGCUUUUGCUAAAGACCAGAUUGUGGGCGCAGGAGAGAAUGCCAUUCCUUUGGAAAACAGAGCUCCUUUCGAGGCCUUGGCUCCUCUACUUGGAAAUGAUAAUAGCACUUUUGAAGAAACAUGUCCAUACUGUUUCCAGUUGUUGGUUCUGGACAACUCUCGAGUUCGCCUCAAACCCAAGGCCAAAUUGACACCCAAAAUACAGAAACUUCUUAACCGAGAAGCAAGAAAUUAUACACUCAGUUUUAAAGAAGCAAAAAUUGUGAAAAAAUACAAAGACUCCAAAAGUGUAUUGUUGGUUACUUGUAAAACAUGCAACAGAACAGUUAAACAUCAUGGUAAAAGUAGAAGCUUUCUGUCAGCAUUGAAGGGCAAGCCUACCACUCCUACGAGUAAACUCAGCGUGAAGACACCAGAGGGAAAGACACUGAAUUCUGCAAACCUAAGUCAUGACGUGUCUGGUUCCAAAGGCAAGAGCCCAGGAUUGAUUUUCAGAACACCUACAUCUGAACACUCAGCAUCUACUGGCUCCUCAAAUACUAUGAGCAAAACAAAGAAACACUUCUCUCGACUAAAAAUGUUGCUGAGUCAAAAUGAAUCCCAAAAGAAUCCAAAGGUGGACUUCAGAAAUUUCUUAUCUUCUCUGAAGGGUGGACUUUGAAAAUAAGAAAUGCCUAAUGCAAUUUCUGAAACUAAAGUUAGUAAAACAA